AUGGAUACCCCUUCUCAGUUAGUAGCAAUCUCAGGAAUUCUGGGGUUGGUUUUGUUGUAUGGUGUAUGGAGAGUUAUGACUCUUGCUGGGAAGAGCAAGGGCAGGUCAGCCCCAGAGCCAUCUGGUGCCUGGCCAUUUCUAGGUCACCUUCCUCUACUACGAGGCCAAACCCCAAUAUUCCGAACCCUUGGAGCCAUGGCUGAUAAGCACGGCCCCGUCUUCAUGAUCCGCCUUGGAGUGCACCGCGCACUUGUGGUGAGCAGUCGUGAGGCUGUUAAAGAAUGCUUCACCACUAAUGAUAAGGUCUUUGCCUCACGCCCAAGUUCCAGUGCAGGAAAGCUCUUAGGAUACAACUACGCUGGAUUUGGUUUCGCCCCUUAUGGAGCCCUUUGGCGUGAGAUGCGCAAGCUGUCCAUGAUGGAAAUCCUCUCAGCCCGUCCCCUCGAUGCAUUAAAGCAUGUGCAGAUUUCGGAAUUGGAUCUUUCCAUUAAAGAUUUGUACUCACUUGGAAAAGGCAGCGACUAG
Vitis vinifera (wine grape) is the source of this 525-nucleotide messenger RNA. RefSeq names its product xanthotoxin 5-hydroxylase CYP82C4-like. Gene Ontology annotation, biological process: defense response to other organism. Lineage: Eukaryota; Viridiplantae; Streptophyta; Magnoliopsida; Vitales; Vitaceae. Bases 1 to 525 code for a protein of 174 amino acids. The record is from RefSeq and is a predicted model, not a curated record. Gene Ontology annotation, molecular function: iron ion binding; heme binding; oxidoreductase activity, acting on paired donors, with incorporation or reduction of molecular oxygen. The transcript has a single exon.